AAAAACCAUGGCGCUAACGAUGUUCAUUCCUAUCUUUAUAUCCCUUUUUUUUGCAAAGCGUGAGAGGGGAUGUAGAACUUUUAAGAGGCCAGGAGUUGAUGCGUUUCUGGAACAUAUGUCAAAAUUAUAUGAAGUUGUUGUGUAUUCUGAUCAGCCACCUAUGUAUGUUGAACCUGUGUUUGAGAGGCUGAACUCAAGGGGUACCAUUUCACACAGGUUAUCAAGACCUGCAACUAAGUACGUGGAUGGAAAACAUUACCGGGAUUUGUCAAAGUUGAACAGAAACCCUGCUCAAGUGAUCUAUCUCAGCGCCCAUGCUCUUGAAUCUUGCCUGCAGCAUGAAAAUUGUGUUGAAAUCAAACCUUUUAAACUUGAAGAUAAAAAUGAUACCCAACUGCUGGAUCUCAUUCCAUUUCUCGAGUAUGUUGCCAUGGCUAGACCUUCUGACAUUAGGACAGUGCUGGCAUCCUAUCAAGGUCAUGAUGUUGCUGCUAAGUUUAUUGAGCGUUCAAAGGAACACCAGCGGCGUGUGCAGGAACAGAGCAAACUUGGGCGCUUAUGGCGACGGUGAUGGAUCCUGUAAG
Molecule: messenger RNA, 584 nt
Organism: Zea mays
Lineage: Eukaryota; Viridiplantae; Streptophyta; Magnoliopsida; Poales; Poaceae
Product: mitochondrial import inner membrane translocase subunit TIM50
Exons: 5
Coding region: 8-571 (187 amino acids)
Source: RefSeq, a predicted model, not a curated record